ACGUACAGAGGUGUGGCAUACACCAAGAUCUCGUUGGUCGCCAUACUGGCCCCAAGUGAAUACUUUUGCCCAUCACCUGGGGGGACAAUCAAAAGUACCACAGGCGCAUCCUCGUCAACACACUUUUGCUGACCACACCGCGACGGUCUUCAAGAGUCGACAAGCCUCUUCUGACCAAAGAAGCGGCCUAUCUGCCAGAGCGAAUAGUACUCGGCGAGGCGGAAGGUUGCGCGGCAUGGGUGUCAUUCCGCAAAACAUCACCUGGCGAACAGCCCGAACAGAACAGGUCGCUAUGACUUCCACCGUGCCCGUUGUUGCCACGCACGCAGCGCCGCUGCCGCGCGAGAUGAAGUGCGCGUACCGCAGCAAGUACUGUGACGCGCCACGCGCCACCAAGCUGGACGGCACGCUACACAAACUCUGCGACUUCCACCGCCGCAAGGCCAACGCCAACCAGCAGCGGCUGCACAAGCGCAAGAAGCGCAUCCUCGAGCAGCAAGCUGCCGAUGGACUGAGCGUAGUGACUCCGCAGACGCCCAAGACCGGUAUCCGCGCCAUGAAGCGAGCGCGCUUCAAUCCCGACAGCCCACAGAGCACCACCGAGCCCAUCGACGGCUUCACAUUUCAGAGCAACUUUGACCUGCUUGAAGUCCGGAUCCUCGAAGUUUUGCUCUUCGGCGCCGACAGUGCGAGCACGCGGCAACCGGCGCAAGUGACGGUUAAGGAUGAAAGCAUGUUUUGCCCCGUAUCCCCCACGGCGCCUUCCAUGAUGACGUCCGUGCCCGUGUUCGACGAUGCUUGGUCCGUGACGCUCUAGCUGACUUGUGAACAAACAAUUGAAUGGAAAACUAUAUACCAACGCGCAGUACCUGCGAUGAAGAACUAUAUCAUACUAAAUACAAACUCGAUUCGUACGCGAAGGUCAUGUUGUCGUUUGUCUAGCCUUUGAGUAAUGAUUCACUAAAUUCCAAGUAUUGCGCACGUCGAUCAAUGUUUGUCAUUCAGUUAUCAAUAGUAACAUUCA
Molecule: messenger RNA, 1024 nt
Organism: Phytophthora nicotianae INRA-310
Lineage: Eukaryota; Oomycota; Peronosporomycetes; Peronosporales; Peronosporaceae
Exons: 1
Coding region: 236-817 (193 amino acids)
Source: RefSeq, a predicted model, not a curated record